AUGACGCGGGGCGCGUCAGGCCUCUGGCAGCCCGCCGUAGAGAACAACACCGACCAGAUCGUGGAGGGGUGCCUCAGGCAGGUCGCGAACGCCAACGUCCUCGUGCGGAAGCUGGGCGCCAACGAGUACGAGGUGGACGGCUACCGCGUGCAGGUCGGCUUCCGGGACGGCGAGCCGCUGGCCUUCCAGCUCGGCCGCGGGGCCGCGGGGGCCGACGAGGCCCUCGGCCCGGGCGAGCCGCUCCUCGGCCUGCUACAGCGGGCCUCCGGCGCCGCCAACGCCCGCGAGGCGGCCGCGGCCCUGAGGCGCGGGCCCUCCGUGGUGGCCGCGCCCGGGGCCCCCGCGUGCGAGCGGCGCGAGGCCCACGCGGUGCGCGCCGCGCCCGGGGGUGCCGGCGGCCCCCUGGUGGCGUGCGAGGGCGGGAGCUUCCUGCUCGGCCGCGAGGGCGGGAGCUUCUACGGCGGCGUGGCCUCCCCGGUGGCCGCUCCUCCCAAGGACCCCUUCGCCAAGCCGGGCGCCGGCCACGCGGCCGUGCGGCUGCAGCAGGUGCCGAUGCGCAGCGUGCCGCAGGCGCGCCCGGCCGGGCGGGCGCGGCCGGCGGCCGCCAGGUGCCGGCCCAGCGGGCCCCGGGAGGCCGCUGCGCGCGCGGGCUGCCCGGCCUCGCCCGUGGCCGCCAGCGUCGCCGCGCCCGCGCAACUGCAGGCGGUCGGCUGA
Molecule: messenger RNA, 714 nt
Organism: Prorocentrum cordatum
Lineage: Eukaryota; Dinophyceae; Prorocentrales; Prorocentraceae
Source: the annotation of a GenBank genome assembly